GUUUAUCUAAAUAGUAAGUAUGGUACUCAAUCCUGGAAGACUAGUUCUCCAGAGGCGCAAGCAGACAAGGCACGCUAAAGGUGCCGGUAAGUGACAGGUAGACACACUUAGAAUAAGCAUGCAUGCUCAAUCAUGGUGAGACCGCGGCGUGCUCGGCUCAGCCCGGGGGUCGAGGUCGCCGGGGGUCGAGGGGCACGUCGGCGGCGUACCUGGCUCAGCCCGGGGGUCGAGGUCGCCGGGGGUCGAGAGGUACGUCGACGGCUCACUGUUCUCAAUCCUGGUAAGACUAGAUCGCCAGAGGGUGAGGUGCAAGUCCACGGCGUGCUCGGCUCAGCCCGGGGGUCGAGGUCGCCGGGGGUCGAGGGGCACGUCGGCGGCGUACCUGGCUCAGCCCGGAAAGACGAGGUCGCCGGGGGUCGAGAGGUACGCCGACGGCCCUCACUGUUAUCAAUCCUGGAAGACGAGUUCUCCAGAAGAGUCGGUAUGAUAGGUACGAGGGUGUUGACAGUUCAGCACGUCCUCACACCCGCCGAGCUCCAGACAGACGUGCCGUAGUGUGGCGGUACGUCUCGACUAUCCACUUGGGCGUGUAGGCGUCCGAGGAAGAUGUAUUUGGUGUACCCUGUCUGGUUGAAUAAGAUCAAUCCUUAGUAUGAGUAGUAUGACGAUGAUGUAUGUUCUAAGGGACGGUUGUUAGGAGAAUACCAUAUUCAUGAGCACUUAAAACCCACAGAUCACGGAGUGACAAUCAGCCGCCGUAACAUAAAAGCAAGCGAAGCAGAUCAGAGGCUCACCUGGCCCCGAGAAGGUUGGGACAGCGUGAGCGUGGAUGAGGAAUCAUCUAUAGAAAUGUCAGGUAUGUAUACCAUGCAUUCUGUUUGGUGGUCAGUAUAUAUAUUGACCACACACACACAAAUAAGUUGCCAUCCUUCUCCUUUACGGACUCGUAAAUGUACCGUAGGCGGCUAGGAGAGGGGUGGCGACAAUGGUGGUUAGUGCUGGGAUUGAACAGAUAUAGAAUCAAGGCAUAACCUAAAAUGAAUGCAAGGUAUACUAUCCUAACAUUAAACGUAUUAUUCUAAGAAAAAUAACAUGUGUGUGUCAAUAGUAACAAAAAUUGCAAGAUUUGUACUUUAAGUACACGUGCGGAAUCAUAUAAUUACAGGGUCUGGUUCAACAUCAAUUUUGGCUCAUUUAGUUAUGAAAGUUACUUCAAGAGCUCAAUAAGUGAAGACUUUUAAGAAUAAAGUAAUUUCAUUGACUGUGUAAUACGGCAGGAUAUGAGAAAAUACAUCAUGGCGUACUCUCUCGGCUAAAGGAUGGUUUACUUACUUAUAAGAUACAUUUUAUUCCCCGUAUAAGAAAAAAGGCUCAAUUGUUAUAAAUAAUGUUUAAAAAAUAAAAGUAUGAAGAUUUCAGUAUUCGUCCGAAUUUAUGAAAUUAAAAAUUCAUUAUUCAAAAAUAAAAGGUCAUGUUAUUGAACAAAGUUGCUUCAGUUGCUUCCGGGAUACGUCACGAAUACGUCUCUGAUUGGCCAAAAGCGAAACAUGGCGGCCAUCGCGCCAUCGCGGCGGCCAUAGCACGAAGUAGUGUUGCUACAGUUACAGUAAGAAGAUUACCCGAAAUGUCGGGAGAAAAUUACGACUCGAAAGGAUUAACCGGAUAACUUCAGUGAAGAGAAGAAAUUAUUUUACAAACGGAUUCGACUUGGAAGGCAGUAAUGAGAAUUUUCUUAUAAGAUGAAUGUGUAAUUAAGUCAAACGGUCAUACUGAACUGUGUAUAGAUAUAAGUCGGUAAGAAUUUUGUCUUUGUGUUCGUAAUUAUAUUGGAUUGAUUAGUAUAUAAGCUAGAAGAUCUUUUCAGGGAUAAGAAGAGAAGCACUAGCCUAUGGUAUACUGCAGGUAUAUCUUAUAAGUCUUAUAAGACAAGCGUAAAAUAAGAAGGGGCAGAGGAAUUUUCCGCUUUGAAUUUUACUUGAUACAUGUGUGUUAAACUUAAUUAGAAUUAAGAUUUUAGUAUUAAGUAUUUGUAUAAAAGUAAUAACGAUGCAUCUAAAAGGACCGAAGAAGAAACAAGUUACGGUUAGUUUAUUCGUUAAAUAUGUCAGAAAUCAGGGAGUUCUGACUAAGGCUGGCAACACUAAUUCCCGUAGAGAAUACGCUUUACUUUGAAACUUUGUUUACGGAGAAGCUGCAACAGCGCUGGUUCCCAAGAAGUUUGCAUCCAGUUUAUAGGAAGACAAAAACACGAACCGGCCUCCGUGAACCAUCACGGACUCGACACAUACCACCGGAUUAGACGAGAAAAGAGAAAAGAAAUUCCUCGGACAAGAUGGACGAGAUUCUCUUAAUCAGACUUCGAAUCACCAGUGAAAAAAUUGGUGCUGAAUUGGAAACAAUACCCAGUACGGUUCGGUCAGAAAACAUAGGACAGGCUCAGGUCGUCUAUAACAGACUGCAAGCUGCAGUGAAUAGGCUCAACGCUAAUUUAUCAGAAUACUUUCGUUUAGCUACAACUCCUGCAUCAGAUGAAAUUUUCUUGAUUAGUGGCCAGCAGCUUUUAGCAGAAGAGACUUUAGCAGAACUCAAGGCGAAGAUCGACCAAGUCACCGUAUCCCGUGAGACCCAGGAAAAGCCGCCUGAAGUGAAUUCCUCUUGUCGACUACCGAAACUCCAACUACAGGUUUAUAACGGGGAUGUGCUUUCCUGGUGCGAAUUUUGGGAUAGUUUUAGCAGCAAUAUCGACUCAAGAAACUUACCUGAUGUAGACAAGCUGUCUUAUCUUAAAACUUCAGUGACGGGUGAUGCUAAGAAAGCUAUUGAUGGCCUGCCUACCACUAACGGAAACUAUAAGAUAGCGGUCACUCUACUAAAGGAACGUUUUGGCAAGAAAGCUCAUCUGAUUGAUGCCCACUAUGCUACAUUAUACAAAAUCGAAGCGGCAAAAAGCAGCGCAGAAGAUUGUAGAAGAACUUUCAACGAGGUGGAGCGCAAUCUUAAAAUCCUAGAGUCUCUUGGCGAAAACACCAACCACAACCAUCUUCGUUUCAUGAUUUUGGAGAAAUUUCCUUCGGAUUUAAUAUACGAAAUAAAGUUGAAAAUUCAGAAUGAGUCCACACAAGAACUCCGGGAACAAUUGAAUAAAAUUAUCACUGCAAAGGAAGAUGCAGAGAGAAUUGCUGGAAGGAAACGAUCACAUGAGGUAGAUGACAGCACUGUCGGUACCCUGCAUGUGAACGCAAAGCGUGCGAAGAGAAUGCAUCAUUUCCAACAGGGAAAUAAUACCUCAAAUACUCAACAUUAUCAAGGAAGUACUAAUAGAAAAGGACUAAAUAGAAAAGGAAAAUUUCAAAGGGCCAAUGAACCCAAAAAAGGAAGCAAACCGAGCGUAUCUAAUGUUGCAACAUCUGCUAACAGAUCUGCAACUGUUAACCCAAAGGAAAAAGGGAAAAUCUUAGGUUGUAUAUUCUGCAACGGCAAACACCGCAAUUAUACGUGCCAGGACGCUUCUACUUUAGAGGAAAGAAAGAAGCGGUUGACCGGAAGAUGCUUUAUAUGCUUUAGGAAGAAUCAUCUUGUAAAGGACUGUAAGGAAAACUGGACUUGUAGACUUUGCCCAGGAAAGGAAAGGCACAACAUGGCCUUAUGCCCUUCAAAUUUUCCAAAGGAUCCCAAAACAAAGAAACAGUCUUGACUAUUUCAGAAAGAGGAAUCACCACUCUACAGACAGCUGUUGUUUAUGCUAACCCCUUAGGUGAUAAGAAUAAUGUAUUGUGUAAAUACCGUUUAAUUUUAGACCCAGGGUCUCAACGUUCUUAUGUCACAUUUCAAGCGGCCAAGGAGUUGAAGCUUCCAGUCGAAGAAGAAAGUCUCUUGACAAUUUUCACCUUCGGUGAAGAUCCUCCGAAGGAAAUACAUAGUCCUAUAGUGAUUCUACAGUUAGUAACUAGAACAAAUAAGAAGAUAGUUAUACAAGCUAACUGUGUCCAACGCAUUUCAAGAGGAUUCAUCCCAAAUGUCAAGUUACGGGGCGUACCCGAGUCUUAUGUACUGGCGGAUGAUGGUUCUGUAAGCGGACAGGUGCAGAUUCUAAUCGGAAACGACUACUACUUUAACAUUAUUUAUGAAACUAAGAUACAACUAGAUAGUAACUUGUUUCUAGUGGAUUCUGCCCUUGGAUGGAUAGUCAGUGGCAAGACGGAACCACAGCUUGAAGAGGAAUCAUAUGUAGUGACUUAUGCUCAAACUUGUAUUGAAACGAAGCUUCAUCAACCAGAUUCACCUCUUUGUGAUGGAGACAUUAAAAACCUUUGGGAAUUGGAAUGUAUAGGAAUUUGUGAUUCACCUAAAGCAACAAGAGAAGAAGAAGCUAUUAAAAAUUUUAAUGAAACUACAGUAAAAAUUAACAAUAGAUACACGGUAAGCUGGCCAUGGAUAACUUAUCCGCCUGACUUACCUAAUAACUUUGGAAUCGCCUUUGGGCGUCUGUCAAGUUUACUGAAGCGCAUGGACCAAGAAACCUUAAUGUCAUACGACGAUACAUUUAAACAACAAUUAGCUAAGGGUAUAAUAGAAGUCGUACCCACAUCAGGAACGUCAACUGGUAACGCUAUUCACUACCUACCCUUCCAUGGAGUACGUCAUCGAGGAAAACCUAUGCGAAUCGUGUAUGAUGCUAGUUCCAAGAGUAACAAGAACACCAAGAGUCUGAACGAGUGCUUAUACAGAGGACCACUCAUGCUUGAAGACCUUACAGGGUUACUCAUCAAAUUCAGGACACAUCACAUAGGAUUGACGUCCGACAUAGAAAAGGCGUUUUUACAGAUGGCAUUACACGAGAA
This is a messenger RNA of Leguminivora glycinivorella, 4841 nucleotides long. RefSeq lists its product as uncharacterized. The transcript has 3 exons. The record is from RefSeq and is a predicted model, not a curated record. Bases 2333 to 3694 code for a protein of 453 amino acids. NCBI's taxonomy places the organism in Eukaryota, Metazoa, Arthropoda, Insecta, Lepidoptera, Tortricidae. Gene Ontology annotation, molecular function: zinc ion binding; nucleic acid binding.